UCACGGAUGGACAUCAGAUUUUAUCCUCAGCAUUUCCAUCCACGGCUUUCUUUUUAUGCUCGCGGACAAUACCCAGACGCUCGUGACGUGUGACGCUGCGCAGUGCAGGUUGGAUGCUCCAUCACACCAUAAGCAAACUCGUUUUUUUCACAGAAGGAUCCCCCGCGCUUGUGCUGUGGAUCAGUCCUCCUUGCCCCAUACAUUCUAGCGAGGUUAGCGCGGCUUACAGCGCAGACGGACCAGACAGUGCGUUUGUGAGGAUACGCCGCAGAGCGCACGGCUCAUGCAAGAUUCUGCUCCACGCAACUCCAACACAAAUGGAUAUUUACGUGGCUCUUUUGUCCUUUUUCUGGUUCACCAAGCCAGCUUUUGGUUUUGGAUCAGGUCAGGACUACCAGAUCGAUAUCAUCCAUGAACUUGACUCAGCAAACGCCACCUAUGGUAUUACCCAGGUGGCAGGACUUCACAACGGCAGCAAAGCUUUCAUUUUUCGAGAUGUAGGGAGAGCUGUUCAGGCCCCUCCGCACAUAAUGGAAAAAUUGGUGCAGCUCUUCAGGAGCAAAAGUGAGUUCACCUUCCUAGCCUCCAUCCAGCAGAAGUCUUCCUCAUCAGGAGUCAUAUUCUCAAUCCACGAGUCAGAACACAGUUACUUUGAGCUGGAGAGCAGCGGUGUGAGGGAGGAGAUCCGCUACCACUACCGAUUCAAAGGCAAGCCGCGCUCCGAGAUCUUCCCCUACCGUCUGGCUGAUGGUCAGUGGCACAAGAUCGCUCUCACCAUCAGCGCCUCUCACCUCCUGCUGUACGUGGACUGCAACAGGAUUUAUGAGCGGGUGAUAGACCCUCCUCAGAUGGAGCUCACCUUGGGCAGUGGAGUGUGGCUAGGACAGCACAGCCACAAGCAUGGUCUGUUCAAGGGAAUUAUUCAGGAUGUGAAGCUGAUCUUUGCUCCCAAUGGCUAUAUCACACAGUGUCCAAGUCUUAACCGCACCUGUCCAACUUGCAGCGACUUCCUUAACCUUGUGCAAGGCAUCAUGGACCUGCAGGACGUACUUGCCAAGAUGACCCUAAAGCUGAACUAUGCUGAGUCAAGGCUGACUCAACUUGAAGGCUGUCACUGCGAGAGGACCUGCAGCGCCAAUGGCAUUGUGUACCGGGAUAAAGAGCUGUGGGUGGAGACUAAAAACUGCAGGAAUUGUGCAUGUAAUAAUGGAGUGGUGGAGUGUCGCAGGAUUUUCUGUCCUCCAGCAAAUUGCUCAGAAGACAUGCUCCCAGUGCAUGUUGAAGGAACCUGCUGCAAAAUAUGCAGACCUAAAUGUAACUACAUGGGACAGACAUUUUCUGAGGGCCAACGCUUUCUAUCCAGGAGCUGCAGGGAAUGCAAGAACGGCCUGAUGAUGAAAGUGACGGAAACCUGUCCAGAGCUCAACUGUACCAUCAGCGAGCAGAUCUUACCAGAGGGCAGGUGCUGCAAUGUUUGCAAAGGUUACGACUUUUGUGCAGAGGGACUAAUUUGUGGAGAAAACUCUGAGUGUAAAAACAGGAAUACUAAAGCAGAGUGCGAAUGCAAGAGUGGCUAUGCUUCCAUCCAUGGGGAUUCUACUUAUUGUGAAGAUAUUGAUGAGUGUGCAACGCAGAUGCAUUACUGUCAGGCCAACACGGUGUGCGUCAACCUUCCCGGCAGCCAUCGAUGUAACUGUUUGCCAGGUUUGACCAGAGUGGAUGAAUACUCCUGCACCGAACAUGAUGAGUGUGCAAGUGGCAAAAAUGUGUGUGAUGAAAAUGCCAUCUGCACCAACACCAUCAGAGGACACCUGUGCACCUGCAAGCCAGGCUACGUGGGCAAGGGCACCAUCUGCAAGGCUUUUUGUGAGGAAGGCUGCCGGAGUGGAGGUACCUGUGUAUCUCCAAACACCUGCGUGUGUCCUUCAGGAUUUACAGGACGCCACUGUGAGACAGAUAUUGAUGAAUGUGCAGAGGGCCUCAUUGAAUGCCACAACCAUUCCAGCUGUGUCAACCUGCCCGGCUGGUACCACUGUGAAUGCAGAAAUGGUUUCCAUGAUAAUGGCUCAUACGAACCUGAUGGGAGCUCCUGCAUUGACAUUGAUGAGUGCAGUUUGCAGACACACACCUGCUGGAAUGACAGUGUAUGCGUGAACCUACCCGGAGGCUAUGACUGCGUGUGCGUAUCUGGUCCGGGUUGCAGUGGCGUCUGUCCACAGGAAGAAGGAAUCAGACGCAACGGAGAAGACUGGAAGCCAAAUUUUGACCACUGUGCUAUAUGCUCCUGCAAGGACGGACAAACAUACUGCAGAAGGAGACCUUGUAACUGUGAAGACCCAGACGAGGAUCUGUUAUGUUGUCCGAGCUGUGACAACAAGCCAGUUAAUCAGUGUUUGGACCAGAGCGGACGAGCGCUCUACCGCAGCGGAGCGUCUUGGAUGUAUGGUUGCCAGCAGUGUCGCUGCAUGGUUGGGGAGGUGGAAUGCUGGCCUUUGGUAUGUCCCGUGUUGAUGUGCGAACACACAACAAUGGCGGAAGGCGAGUGUUGCCCACGCUGCAUCAGAGACCCCUGCCUGGCUGAAAACCUGUCCUAUGAUAUCCAGGAGACGUGCAAGGAUCCCACAGGCGCCACCCGCCUCAGCGGGGACACAUGGGCCAUGCCCCAGUCACCCUGCACCACCUGCAGGUGUAAGAAUGGGAACGUUUGCUGCUCCAUGGAUCUCGACUGCCUUCAGAACAACUAAAGCUCUCCUCCCCUUUCUUCCACUGCUGGGCUGCCACACAGCCUCCACCAUCUCACGAAUCUCCCUGUGGAUUCACAACACAGAUUUGCGUGUGUAUGUCAGCGUUUGCACAGAAAACACACAGGACAGACUUGGCGCAGAGGCUGUGCUUUUAUGCCGUAACUGUGACAGCGAAGUGUGAGCAAGUGUGGGUGUGUGAGACUCAAGAGGGAAACUGAGGCCAUUAUCCCUCCCACAACAGUCGCCGUGUUAUAUCUUGAGUUUGAUCCCCCUUUAUGAAGCAAUAGUGAGAUUUGGAUUUGAUUUGAGGCAGUAAAAAAAAACCAUUGGAUAUGGGUUGUGUUACUUAGGCUACGUUCACACUGCAGGCUGAAACGACCCAAUUCCGAUUUUUUUGCCACUAUGCAACCCCAUUCCGAUGUUUUCAUGACAGUCUGAACGACACAGAUCCGAUCUUUUCAAUUGCGACCCAGGCCACUUGGGUAUGCCGUCCUGAUUCCGAAACGUAUACGAUCUUUUCAAUUGCGACCGCCGUUUGACCGGCCAGGCGGCUUGAUUCUGAACCAUACGUCAUCGAUACGCAACAAACGUCAUCAUUUUGCGUUGAAGUAGGCGGGAACGAAACAUAAACAACAACCAUGGCGGACGAUGCUGCUGAGAUC
Oryzias latipes (Japanese medaka) is the source of this 3406-nucleotide messenger RNA. RefSeq names its product protein kinase C-binding protein NELL1. Gene Ontology annotation, cellular component: cytoplasm. The record is from RefSeq and is a predicted model, not a curated record. Lineage: Eukaryota; Metazoa; Chordata; Actinopteri; Beloniformes; Adrianichthyidae. Gene Ontology annotation, molecular function: heparin binding; protein kinase C binding; calcium ion binding. Gene Ontology annotation, biological process: regulation of osteoblast differentiation; positive regulation of ossification.